Messenger RNA from Quercus lobata, 2011 nucleotides. RefSeq names its product protein HOTHEAD-like. The record is from RefSeq and is a predicted model, not a curated record. Lineage: Eukaryota; Viridiplantae; Streptophyta; Magnoliopsida; Fagales; Fagaceae. Bases 1016 to 1891 code for a protein of 291 amino acids. Gene Ontology annotation, molecular function: oxidoreductase activity, acting on CH-OH group of donors. The transcript has 5 exons.
UAAAAUUAUCACUAUAUAUGACUUCAUUGUAGCUCCCAAAAAAUAUAGAACAACUUAGGGGAUCUUUAAAAGAAAUCUCAGUUUUCACUUCUUAAAAGGAGAUUGCUUGGCUUUUGGUUCUGUAAAGAAGAUUUCAGCAAUUUUUGAUAUGGGCUCGCAAUGUUAUAGCUUUACAGGGGCUAUUCUUGUUGGAAUUCUCAUGUUUCAUGGCUUUGUUCACGCAGAAAAAGCUCCAAACUACACAUUUGUCAGAGAAGCAACUUCCGCCCCAACAAUCACAUAUUACGACUACAUAAUCAUUGGCGGAGGGACCUCUGGGUGUCCACUAGCAGCAACACUUUCACAAAAUGCAAGGGUCUUAGUCCUCGAAAGAGGAGGAUCUCCUUACGGCAAUCCAAACAUAACCAACAUAGAAAAUUUCUCAGACACUCUUUCGGAUACGUCUCCUACAUCUCCUACUCAACAAUUCACUUCUGAAGACGGUGUAUACAAUGCUCGAGCACGCGUUUUAGGCGGUGGAACCGCCUUGAAUGGCGGAUUCUACUCACAUGCUAGCACUCGCUAUGUAAAGGAAGCUGGUUGGGACAAGACAUUGGUGAACAAAUCUUAUGAAUGGGUGGAGAAGUUGGUGGUGUUUAAGCCACCAAAGGUAGAGUAUCAAGUUGCUGUGAGAGAUAGUUUGCUUGAGGCUGGGGUGUUGCCCUAUAAUGGGUUUACGUAUGAUCAUUUGAAUGGGACAAAAAUUGGAGGAACGAUUUUUGAUAAGAAGGGUCAUAGACACACUGCGGCAGAUUUGCUUGAGUAUGCUGAUCCAAGAAAGAUUACUGUCUAUUUGCAUGCAACUGUGUACAAGAUCUUUUUUAGGUAUAAUAAUGGAACAGAAAGACCACAAGCUUAUGGUGUGGUUUUCAAAGAUGCAUCGAGAGUGUUUCACAAAGCAUACUUAAUGAAGAACUCGAAUUCAAUGAUUGAGGUAAUAUUAUCAGCCGGUGCAAUUUGAAGCCCACAGCUAUUGAUGUUGAGUGGUAUUGGGCCUAGUGACCAUCUCCAGGCCCAUGGGAUCAAGGUAGUAUUGGACCAACCCUUGGUGGGUCAAGGAAUGGCUGAUAAUCCAAUGAAUGUCCUCAUGAUUCCCUCUCCAAUUCCAGUUGAAGUGUCUCUGAUUCAAACUGUGGGCAUCACUAGGUUUGGUAACUAUAUUGAAGCAAUCAGUGGACUGAGUCUGAGUUUUUUACUUUCUUCUUCAGCUCAAAAACUUUCUAGAGACCCAGGGCUGUUCGUAAAUAAGACUGACCAGCCCUUCACAGUGCCCACAAAAGCAAUGGCUGAAGCUGCUGAAAUCAUAAAUGCCAUUGCCAAGGCAAGUUUUAAAGGUGGUGUGAUAGUUGAAAAAGUCACAGGUCCCCUCUCCACUGGCUAUCUCGAGCUUCGGAACACAAAUCCGAAUGACAAUCCAGCAGUUACCUUUAACUAUUUCAAAGAACCAGAGGACCUAAGGAGGUGUGUUCUAGGCAUGAGGACCAUUAUAGAAGUUGUAAAUACAUAUCCAUUUUCAAAGUUCCGGUAUAGCAACAUGACAGUGCAAGCACUGAUAGAUAUGAUGGUGAGUUUACAAUUGAACAAGAGGCCGCGACAUCCUAGUGCUUCGUUUUCCUUGGAACAGUUUUGUAUAGACACGGUCAUAACCAUUUGGCAUUUCCAUGGAGGUUGCCAAGUUGGUAAGGUUGUUGAUCGUGAUUAUAAGGUUCUUGGUGUGGAUGCGUUAAGGGUCAUUGAUGGCUCAACAUUUUUACGCUCACCUGGGACUAAUCCUCAAGCUACUGUUAUGAUGCUUGGAAGGUAUAUGGGAGAGAAGAUUUUGCAUGAAAGAUGUUCACAUGGGAGGAAGUAGAAGAUGAUUUUAUACUUAGAUUUUACAAGUAUCAGGGGGGGCUUAAUGCAUUUGGAGGCUUAAGGUGAAAAUUGAAAUCAAUGCCUUUUAUAUUUUUAAAUAUGACUUUAAAAAAAAAAA